Messenger RNA from Clunio marinus, 1556 nucleotides. NCBI's taxonomy places the organism in Eukaryota, Metazoa, Arthropoda, Insecta, Diptera, Chironomidae. The record is from the annotation of a GenBank genome assembly.
AGUUUAGCUUCGACCGUGCUUGUGAUAACAUCGAAAAAUGAAACUUUUAUUUCUAUUGUUGUCAUGUGCAAUUUGCACUGCAAAUGCGAUUCAGCCCUUGAAUUGUAAUAUCAGAAACAAUAUUACAUUCACACCUGUGGACAGAGAAAUAAAGAUUUGUGAUUUUAAGGAAGUCAUCUUUGAUCGCAAAAACAAGCUUGUCUUUAAUGAAUCUACAAUUGAUAUGGAGUUUGAACCUUUGCGGAUUCGAUUUUUAGAUUCUUAUCUACCAGAAAUUCCGAGCGAACUUUUUGACACGUUCCGGAAAGUGGAAGUUUUGGAAAUCACUCAUGCUGACCUGAAAUUCCUUUUUCCUCGUUCAUUGCAUCGUGCUGAGCAACUGAUAUCCUUCAAAGCCAACAAUAAUAAAAUUCAAAGAGUUCCCCAUUUGAUGUUCAAAGAUACACCGAAAUUGCAAUUCUUAGAUUUGAGCUCGAAUUCAAUUUCACAUGUGAACGGUGGUGCGUUUUCUGGCCUUGAAAAUUUGAAAGAAUUAGGCUUGAGUUUUAAUCAGAUCGAUAUACUAGAUGAAGACACUUUCAAGCCUCUCACAAAUCUCACAUGGAUUUGGUUAGAUCAUAAUAAAUUGAGAAUUAUCUCUGCCAAUCUUCUCAUGCAAAGUUCAAAGCUUAAAGGAAUUUAUUUGAAUGACAACAAAAUCUCUGCUCUCUCGCCAGUUCUCUUUGAUCAUCUUCCAGAAUUAAGAUUUCUUUAUCUCGCUGGAAAUAAUUGUACAAACAGGAAUUACUUGAGUCACACGAUUCCCAAUAAUUCGAAUAUCAAGAAGGAUUUGGUGAAAUGCUAUCAAGAAUAUCGAACGGUAAUUCCCGACGAAGAGGAAAAUUUCAAAGAAAAAAAUAUUCUUGACAAAAGCGAAAAAGCAGUGGCUGCAUGUGAAUCCGAAAAAGUAAGUUUAUUGGGACGUUUAGAGACCGCACUUCAACAAUUGGGAAAUAAACAAAAGAAUGGAAAGUAAAACUUUUCAAGUUCACAACAACAAAUGACGUAAAAAAGAAUUACUUGUUUAUUUCUAUUAUUAUGAUUAAAAACAUACAAUUAAGUUUCUUUCUUGCGCUGCCAUAAAUAAUCUAAGUCUAAUAAUCAUAAAUAGGUCAAUUAAGAAGUUUCUCUUAGAUUUAUUCUAAAUGUAACUUUGAAAUUAUAUUUAGAUCAACUGCCAUAUUAAAUAAUCAGACUUUGACAUUGGAUGAUCAUAAAUUUCAAUUGACUUUGAAAAAUAGAUCGGAUUAUCUCAUGAGAGAGCAGGCAGAUGCGAAGUGGAAAUUUAAUGUUUGCAAAAUAGAUAUUUUAAUGUUAUCAUAGGGAAAUCACACAAAUGAUGAGUGAAAAUUCAUUUAUGAAAUAUUAAAAUAAAGUUCACAUGACAAAAUACAAAAUUUUAUUUUCAAAAUGUAUAACACUUGCAAAAACAGUUCAAAUAAACAAUUUAAUUUAUGACACUCGACUGAUAACCUUUUUUCAUAUCACAUUAAUUAAUGACAUGUUUUUAUGAUGUU